This is a messenger RNA of Rhodamnia argentea, 1392 nucleotides long. RefSeq names its product two-component response regulator ORR3-like. The transcript has 5 exons. The record is from RefSeq and is a predicted model, not a curated record. NCBI's taxonomy places the organism in Eukaryota, Viridiplantae, Streptophyta, Magnoliopsida, Myrtales, Myrtaceae. The coding region runs from base 328 to 1008 and encodes 226 amino acids. Gene Ontology annotation, biological process: cytokinin-activated signaling pathway; phosphorelay signal transduction system.
UGUUUGAUUUUGCAUUGCUUGUCCUGUAAUUGAAAAUCAAGUUGGAAGAUUUGGGAUGAAAAUCUGGUCAGAUCUUGCUUUGUGGGGGGUGGUGUGGAUUUUGGUGGGUCUUGCUUUUUUUUUUUUUUUUUCCCAAUACAAAGCCUCUUCUCUCCUCCCUUGCUCCUUCCAUAAUAAGUACACAACAAAGAAACAAACCACCAAACAACCACCAAAGGAAAAAUAAACUCUCCUUCACCUCCUCCUCCUCCUCCUCCUCCUCCUCCUUCUCCUCCUCCUCCUCCUUCUGAAUCUCAUCUUGUUUCAGAUCUUCUUGCAUUGGUCCCAAUGGGCAUGGCCGCAGCAGAGUCACGGUUUCAUGUUUUAGCUGUUGAUGACAACGUCAUAGACAGGAAGCUGAUCGAGAGGCUCCUCAAGACCUCCUCAUAUCAAGUUACUACAGUUGAUUCUGGCAGCAAAGCUCUAGAAUUUCUGGGCUUGCAUGAGGAUGAUGAAAGCAACUCUGAUUCACCAUCCAUUUUGAGGAACAAUCAUCAUCAGGAAUUGGAAGUGAAUCUCAUCAUAACAGACUACUGUAUGCCUGGAAUGACAGGCUAUGACUUGCUAAAGAAAAUCAAGGAAUCAUCAUCUUUAAAAAACAUCCCAGUGGUCAUCAUGUCAUCUGAAAAUGAUCCUUUAAGGAUCGGCAGAUGCUUAAAAGAAGGAGCAGAAGAAUUUUUCUUGAAGCCAGUGAGGCCAUCAGAUCUGAAAAGGCUUAGACCCCACAUGAUGAAAGCCGUAUCUAAGGAUCAGGAACAAGAGAAACAUGAAGACGAAGAAGAUGAUGAAGAAGGGAUUAAGUCACAAAAGCAUCAACAACAGCAACAACAGCAGCAAGAACAGGUUGAACACUAUCAACAACAAUCAUCACCAAGACCAUCAGGCAAUAGCAAGAGAAAGGCCAUGGAAGAGAGCCUUUCCCCCGACAGAACAAGGCCCAGAUACAGCGACAUUGCCGCUGUGGUCUGAUCAAGCCGCCCCCGGAAAUUCUUUCUCUGUUUUUUUUUUUCGAGGAAAAUAGUAUACACAAAGGAAGGGCUUUGGAUGCUGGAUCACGUAUACACGGUUGGACAAAAGAUGGAGAGACAGCUGCUUCGUGUACACACAUUCGACAUGGAGAUGGGUUGCUGCCAAUUUUGCUUCUGACGAUAUGGAGGAUGAUCAUCAGCACUCAUCAGAAAAAGAGGAAAACAAAAGACAGAGAGCGAGAGAGAACAAAAGAGAUGAGAUACUGUACUCGAGAGAAAUUUGACAGAUAGCUUGUAGAAAAGAUCAGAAUCACGAAUCAUGAACCAAUAUGUUGUAAAUCAAACGGUUUUGAAAUCUCUAAGUCUUUGGUUUGAUCUGCUCUAU